Elaeis guineensis (African oil palm) is the source of this 1063-nucleotide messenger RNA. Its product is annotated as pathogenesis-related thaumatin-like protein 3.5. The record is from RefSeq and is a predicted model, not a curated record. NCBI's taxonomy places the organism in Eukaryota, Viridiplantae, Streptophyta, Magnoliopsida, Arecales, Arecaceae.
UCUCUGUCAUUGGAGAAAAAGGGAUAUAGAGGUGUUGUUUGUUUUGAAGAGAGAUGAAUUACACCCAUAGAAGAAUUCUUUUGACAGUCCUCUUAUUAAUUUCAUCAGGGGCAAAAUGGUCAGAGGGGGCAAGAGUGUUCACACUGGUGAACGAGUGCAAGACGACGAUUUGGCCGGCUAUCACCCCGGGUGAGAACUUUAACGGGGGCGGGCUGGCCCUCCGGUCGGGCCAGUCGGUGGUGUUCACCGCCCCAGUCGGAUGGUCGGGCCGGAUCUGGGGCCGGACCGGGUGCAACUUCGACCAGGCCGGCAACGGCUCGUGCCAGACCGGCGCCUGCGGCACCGCCCUCAAGUGCUCCGCCUCCGGCGAACCCCCCGCCACCCUCGCCGAGUUCACCCUCGCCGCAAUGGACUUCUACGACGUCAGCCUCGUCGACGGCUUCAACCUGCCGAUCACGGUGAUGCCCGUCAACGGCAAGGGCGGCAACUGCUCCGCCGCCGGCUGCAACACCGACCUGAGGAACAGCUGCCCGACGGAGCUGGCCGUGAUGGCGGACGGGAAGACGGUGGCGUGCCGGAGCGCGUGCGACGUGUUCGACACGGACCAGUACUGCUGCAGGGGAGUGUACGGGAAUCCGGUCACGUGCCAGCCGACGUACUACUCCAAGAAGUUCAAGCAGGCGUGCCCCACGGCUUAUAGCUACGCAUACGAUGAUCCUACCAGUAUUUUUACGUGCCUCGAGGGGGAUUAUAUCAUCACCUUCUGCGCCAUUGGCAGGAAGCAAACAGUGUGCACAUAUCACAAUCAUAGAUUGGUUUGCAGUGGCUCAAGUGGAUCUGCAUCACUGAUUUAUAAAUGGUUGGUUCUGAUGCUUUUGUGCAUGGUGAGUCUGUGGUCUUGUGUAUAAGAGUAAUGAUCAUUUUUUGGAGUGUCAAGUUGAAGAGGAUACCUAAAUUUUAGUGUCCCCUGCUUCACACUUGAAAUUUGUUCUGUGGAUUGACCUAUGUAAAUAAAGUAUUCUUUCUUUUAUAAAAAAAAAAACUUUCUGCAAUUCAAAAUUCA